Agelaius phoeniceus (red-winged blackbird) is the source of this 2519-nucleotide messenger RNA. The record is from RefSeq and is a predicted model, not a curated record. Lineage: Eukaryota; Metazoa; Chordata; Aves; Passeriformes; Icteridae.
CCCCCGCAGCCCCGGCGCGGGCCGGAGCGGGGCUGCCCGGUGGUCCCGGAGGGAGCCCCGUGCGAGGGGGGUCCAUGCCAGCCGGACAGGAGGGCUGACGGCAGGAGGUGACCCUUCUCCUCCCUGGAGGGACAUGGAGCAGCUGGAGUGACCUGAGGAGCCGUCGCAGCGGUGCCCAGGAUGGGCUGCGUGCCCUGCAAAGAGAGGGGGGCUGGCAAGGGGCAGGCAGGGGGCGAGGGGGGCUCCCUGCAGCCCCCUGCCUCCCAGUACGACCCCGACCCCACGCAGCCAGGGGCCAUCUUCACCCGCAUCCCCGACUUCAACAACUUCCAGGGGCCAGCCCUGCCCUCGGCGCCGUCCUUUGCGGAGCCGGGGGGCUUCACCUCCGGCGUGCUGCAGACGCGGAGCGGGGCCAUCUCAGGCGGGGGGGUGACACUCUUCAUCGCCCUGUACGACUAUGAGGCCAGGACAGAGGAUGACUUGACAUUCCAGAAAGGGGAGAAAUUCCACAUCAUCAACAACACGGAGGGGGACUGGUGGGAGGCCAGGUCACUGAGCUCGGGAGCCACGGGCUACAUCCCCAGCAACUACGUGGCCCCUGUGGACUCCAUCCAGGCAGAAGAGUGGUACUUUGGGAAGAUCGGGCGCAAAGACGCGGAGCGGCAGCUGCUGUGCCACGGCAACUCCAGGGGCACCUUCCUCAUUCGGGAGAGCGAGACCACCAAAGGUGCCUACUCCCUCUCCAUCCGGGACUGGGAUGAGGCCAAGGGAGACCACGUGAAGCACUAUAAGAUUCGGAAACUGGACAGUGGGGGCUACUACAUCACCACCCGUGCCCAGUUCAGCACCGUCCAGCAGCUGGUCCAGCACUAUAUAGAGCGGGCGGCUGGGCUGUGCUGCCGCCUGGCUGUGCCGUGCCACAAGGGAACCCCCAAACUGGCCGACCUCUCAGUCAAAACCAAAGACGUGUGGGAGAUCCCCCGCGAGUCCCUCCAGCUCCUCAAGAAGCUGGGAAAUGGGCAGUUCGGGGAAGUCUGGAUGGAGUACAAUGACGGGUUGUGCCAUCUCCUCACCCACCCGUGCCCUGCUGUGAAGCCCCAGACCCUGGGAUUAGCUAAGGACGCCUGGGAGAUAGCUCGGGAAUCCGUCACCCUGGACAGGAAACUUGGCAUGGGAUGUUUCGGAGACGUGUGGAUGGGGACAUGGAAUGGCACCACGAAGGUGGCAGUGAAGACGCUGAAGCCAGGGACCAUGUCCCCCGAGGCCUUCCUGGAGGAGGCCCAGAUCAUGAAGCGGCUGCGGCACGACAAGCUGGUGCAGCUCUACGCCGUGGUGUCGGAGGAGCCCAUCUACAUCGUCACCGAGUUCAUGAGCCAGGGCAGCUUGUUGGAUUUCCUGAAGGACGGGGACGGGCGCUACCUGAAGCUGCCCCAGCUGGUGGACAUGGCUGCCCAGAUUGCGGCGGGCAUGGCGUACAUCGAGCGCAUGAACUACAUCCACCGGGACCUGCGUGCCGCCAACAUCCUGGUGGGAGACAACCUCGUCUGCAAGAUCGCUGACUUCGGCCUCGCGCGCCUCAUCGAGGAUGAUGAGUACACGGCACGGCAGGGUGCCAAGUUCCCCAUCAAGUGGACGGCUCCGGAGGCUGCGCUUUUUGGGAGGUUCACCAUCAAGUCAGACGUCUGGUCCUUUGGCAUCCUCCUGACGGAGCUGGUGACCAAAGGCCGCGUGCCCUAUCCAGGGAUGAACAACCGCGAGGUGCUGGAGCAGGUGGAGCGGGGGUACCGCAUGCAGUGCCCGGGGAGCUGCCCCCCUUCCCUGCACGAGCUGAUGGUGCAGUGCUGGAAGAGGGAGCCCGAGGAGCGCCCCACCUUCGAGUACCUCCAGUCCUUCCUCGAGGACUAUUUCACUGCCACCGAGCCCCAGUACCAGCCCGGGGACAACCAGUGACCCAGUGCUGGCACUGCCAGGGGGCUCUGGGGCGGCUUCGGGGUGAAUCUCUUUUUUCCUUUAGAUGUGGUUGCUUCCUUUGUCUGUGCUCAGGGCGGACACAGGGCUUUGCACAAGGAUGCUGGACUCAGAAGACAAAACUGUGUGUCCCAGCCCCCCUUCUUCCACUCCCUUUAUUGCCUUCACACCCAGCUUUGAACCUGAGAAGGGCUUUGGCUGCAGGGGGGACUGUGGGGGGCCCCCAUGAACCCCCCAGACACCCCCAGACCCACAGAGUGGCAGAGGGCAAGGGGGGAGCCCCCCGUGCCAGCCCCAAUCUCUUCUGGGAGCACAGCUGGGUGGGUUCAGCCCCCCAAAGUCCCGGCACUGACCUGUGGGAGGUCACCUAAACCCUCCCUCCCCUGGUGUCUCCUUUAAUUUAUGAGAUUUUAUAUGCCUCCCCCAAGCAGCCAUCGACCCCCCAAGGGAUCCCAGUACUCGGGGGACCCCCUUGUCCCCCACAUUAUCUCCUCUGCUUUAUGGUAGAGCCAAGUCCUGAAAGCCAAACACCCACCCUGCUUGCCCUGGGG